Pungitius pungitius (ninespine stickleback) is the source of this 3085-nucleotide messenger RNA. RefSeq names its product male germ cell-associated kinase (gene mak). The transcript is spliced from 17 exons. Gene Ontology annotation, biological process: intracellular signal transduction; cilium assembly; intraciliary transport. Gene Ontology annotation, molecular function: ATP binding; protein serine/threonine kinase activity. Gene Ontology annotation, cellular component: nucleus; cilium; cytoplasm. Bases 402 to 2441 code for a protein of 679 amino acids. The record is from RefSeq and is a predicted model, not a curated record. Lineage: Eukaryota; Metazoa; Chordata; Actinopteri; Perciformes; Gasterosteidae.
CAGGUCGGGUCUUCAUGUCAGAAACAGCGCGCCAACAACCGCUAUCCGGGGAAAUCCUGGUGACGGAUCCCCAUGCGCUCCCAACAGUCCCACAAUGCACUGCGCCCGCAAAGCCACUCGUCUCCUAGCAACUUAAACCAGCGUCGCGUUUGUGUGCGCGUUUCCAUGGGGAGCUGUCGCACGCAGCCUUAUCGCACGCGCUAAACUAGGCGAGGACACUGCGUGCCGUUGGAGCGAGGAGUCUCCGUGCUAUCAGCAAGAAACAGACAACAGCCGAGCAACGGACCGACCCAAAUGGAUCCCAACGGCACGGUGUCGUCUCUUGGCUGAUCGUCCGGAUCCCGCCUCUCUAACCAGCGGAUCAGUUACGGCAGGAUGAGUCUGGAUCUUCAGGACAUGUGAUGAUGAAUCGCUACACCACUCUGAAGCAGCUGGGUGACGGCACCUACGGCAGCGUGCUGAUGGGGAGAAGCAACGAGUCCGGAGAACUGGUGGCUAUCAAGAGAAUGAAGAGGAAGUUUUAUUCAUGGGAAGAAUGUAUGAACCUAAGAGAGGUCAAGUCGCUGAAGAAGCUGAACCAUGCGAAUGUGGUAAAACUGAAGGAGGUCAUCAGAGAGAACGAUCACCUCUACUUUGUCUUUGAGUAUAUGAAGGAGAACCUGUACCAGCUUAUGAAGGACAGAGAGAAUAAGAAGCUCUCAGAGAAUGAAAUUAGGAACAUCAUGUUUCAAGUGGUUUCUGGGUUGGCUUUUGUACAUAAGCAUGGUUUCUUUCACCGAGACAUGAAGCCAGAGAAUCUGCUGUGCAUGGGUCCAGAACUGGUCAAAAUAGCAGAUUUCGGACUGGCCCGAGAGAUCCGCUCUAAACCGCCUUACACAGACUACGUAUCUACCAGAUGGUACCGAGCCCCAGAGGUGCUGCUCAGGUCCUCUACCUACAGCUCUCCUAUUGACAUGUGGGCCGUGGGCUGCAUCAUGGCAGAACUCUACACACUCAGACCCCUUUUCCCGGGGAACAGUGAGGUGGAUGAGAUAUUUAAAAUCUGCCAAGUCCUAGGCACAGUCAAAAAGACUGAUUGGUCAGAAGGCCACCAAUUAGCCUCCGCUAUGAAAUUUCGCUUUCCCCAAUGCGUGCCGACCCACCUGAAGACACUCAUCCCUAAUGCCAGCAAUGAGGCUAUUGUCCUGAUGAGGGAUCUGCUACAGUGGGACCCCAAAAAAAGACCCACUGCUGUACAGACCCUGCGUUACCCUUACUUCCAGGUAGGCCAGAUCUUGGGGCCUCGCCCUCAGAGCCAGGAGGUCAAGAAUUUCCAGGCCAGGCCGCCGGCCCAGAAGCAGGUGUCGGACUCCAAUGCGGAUCCUCAGCAGUCUUCAUCUGAGUCCAAAGCCUCCACAUCCUCACCCAGAAACCAACAGCAUCAGCCUCUUCAGCAGAUUCCCCUUCCCCAGACUGAGAGUAAACCAGGGGGCCACAGCCAUGCGAAAGCUGCGCCGCUGGACGGCGAUAAAAGUGUCGGUGCUGCUGGGCUGGGGGUGCUGAAAAAUGGCCGUCGUCGCUGGGGCCAGACGGUGGUCAGGACAUCAGACAGCUGGGAGGAAUCCGACCCAGCUGAAACCGCCGCCUCCAACUCGAAGAAACCCAGCCUGGGAAACGCGGAGGAGGAGGCGAGCCCGAAGGAGCACCGCCCACAGCCCAAAGAGCAGAAGCCUCUGUAUUCCUUCAGUACAGUCACUAAGCUACCCAACAACGUUAGGAUCGGCCAAAUGGACUCUAAUGUCCCAGGAUCUGCUGCACGGCAGCACUAUCUGAGCCAGUCACGAUACUUGCCAGGUUUGAUCGGCAAGAAUCAGACUUCUGCUGAUAAGAAGCUGAGUGGUUUGACGCUGCGGGACUUGUGGGAGAACUCCUCCAACAGCGUAAAUAAACCGCUGGCUCCUAUUGGAGGAGGAUUAUCGGUCACUAGAGACCACGCAGAAGAGAAUGCUUCUAAAUGUGUCGAUAGCCCACCAGAGAAAACGGUUGUUAAAGAAAGAAUACUAGAGAAAAUCGAUCUCUCCAAAGGGAACUUCAUAAGCACCAAAUACAACCUCUCUGGCGGUUAUAUACCUUCAUUCCAGAAGAAGGAGGUGGGCUCAGUGGGGCAGAGAAUCCAGCUCGCCCCUUUGGAUAGCCAGCACACAAUCAACUUGUCUUCCUCUCCUGAUAAUAAAAAAGAAAAAUUGAAAUCCACAAAGUCCAAGCCUGUAUCCAACUCACCUAUGAGCGAAACUAACGAAGAUUACGAGGGCUGGAAAAGGAGGGCAGACAGAACUCAGAUGAAGGGCAGCAGCUACUCGGCUCUUGGCAAAACCUCCGGGAAUCUCCUGACCAGAGCCCCCCCCGUGCAGCCGGUCCACGGCAGGGUGGACUGGACAUCCAAAUAUGGUGCAAAUCGGUAGUUCAGAAAAGAGGUCGUGCAGCCUCUACCGCUGGUUUGGACAGUUGCCUAGUGAUACACAUCUUUAGCAGGAAGUCAUACCCAAACACACACACACCAACUUGCAUUAACUGCAGUGUGUUCAGCCUCCAAUAUGGAGGUGUCUGGUAGGGGACAAAAAGGAGUCACGCAUUUCUUUGGGGAGACAUUUUCCUCAACACAAUGGCAUCGCUUCGCUCCCAAUGAUGCGUUUGUGAGGGCACGCGGAGCCUCCGUGUUUAGACGAUGACGUUUGCCAUUAAGCUGAACCAAGACGAGCCGGUCUGCUUCACAGUCCCACUGCAUUCCUGAAGGAGCCAGCGUGAGCCAAUUCUGAUGUUUGUGUUAGGGUGUUGUGAGUAAGAUCUAACUGUAGCAUAUCUUAAUUUUUAUACUCAUUGUCAAGUAUUGUAUAUUUUUACUACUGAUGAUAAAAGCAUUAAAUCAGUAAUUUAACAGCUCCUGCAAUGCUUCCUCUGCUUUUGUCAUAACAAAAUCUCCAGUGUAAUGGUAACAAAAAUGAUUACUUUGACUUAUUGUGUACCAAAGCACACCUCUUUGUGUUAUGCAAUUGAUUGAUUGAACAUUUUGUAAACCUUUUAUAUGAAUAAAUACAUGUAAACUUCA